AUGGCUGUAAAGAAUUUCUUUGUAGAGCAAUUUCCAAAACUCGUCGCACGCCUGAGAAGGACAAAGUCUGACAAUGAUGAAUCCAAGGAGACACCCAAAUACACCACCAUCUGCGAGAGACUGACGGGCCCGAAUGGCCACAUGGCAACGCCGGCUGCUGAAGGCUUGCUCGGGGGCUUCAGGCGUAACAGAGACGGAUCGAGAUUCAGCGAGGUUGUCCAGUCCCAGGAGCAAGCCAGCCCGAAUAGUACCAGGUCGCACAUAGUGUUCGCCGAGCUGCCUAGUCGUCGAUCUUCGAUGGAAGGAAAGAGGACGCCGCCCAGACCCCCGACUCCAUAUCCUGAGGAUGAUGGCCGCACAGUCGACAGGGAACCUCAGUGGCAUCUUGCGAGAGCCUGGACUGCGCAGAGCAAGUGA
Messenger RNA from Exophiala spinifera, 417 nucleotides. RefSeq lists its product as uncharacterized. The record is from RefSeq and is a predicted model, not a curated record. The transcript has a single exon. Lineage: Eukaryota; Fungi; Ascomycota; Eurotiomycetes; Chaetothyriales; Herpotrichiellaceae. The coding region runs from base 1 to 417 and encodes 138 amino acids.